UCUAGUUCUAAGAUUUUUCUUUCAUCUCUCUCUCUCUCUCUCUCUCUCUCUCUCUCUCUCGUAUCUGCAAUGGCACCCAUGAGUCUGCCUCCUGGAUUUAGGUUUCAUCCAACGGAUGAGGAGCUUGUUGCUUACUAUCUGGAUCGAAAAAUCAAUGGCAGAACCAUUGAACUUGAAAUAAUCCCAGAAGUCGAUCUCUAUAAAUGCGAGCCAUGGGACUUACCAGAUAAGUCGUUUUUACCCAGCAAAGAUUUGGAAUGGUAUUUUUACAGUCCAAGGGAUAAGAAGUAUCCAAAUGGUUCAAGAACUAACAGGGCAACAAGAGCUGGCUACUGGAAAGCCACAGGGAAAGACAGACCAGUGCACUCUCAAAAGCGGCCUGUAGGUAUGAAGAAGACGUUGGUUUACUAUAGAGGUAGAGCACCCCAUGGCAUUAGAACCAACUGGGUCAUGCACGAGUACCGCUUAAUCGACUCACUAUGUGGCACUUCUUCAUCAUCAAGAUUAAAGGAUUCCUAUGCAUUGUGCCGUGUAUUCAAGAAAACCAUGCAAAUUAAUCCCAAAUCAAAAGAAGGGGAAAAUGGGAAUGUAAAGAACGAUGAAAUGUGGGUUUCUGAUGAACAGUUCUUAACAGAAGAUAAAAGUGGGAUUGAAACUUGUAAAGGGAGGGAAAAUGAAGAUGAGAAUUUCAACAAUGAUUACUCUAAAUUUCCAUCCGAUACAUCUUCCUCAGAUGUCACCCAGGGGACGCCAUUUGAAAAUGCAGUAGCCGAUGAUUCACAAGCUCCAUUUGCCUCUGAUGAAGCCAAUAGCUCCGCUAAUAUGUAUUAUGUUGGUGUAGACUUCUCCUCAAAUUUACUUCAGGACAUGCAGAUCCCAAACUACUCAAGCCUGCAUUACCCUUGCCCACCCUUAGAAUUAGAAGACUUCCCACAGAUAAAUAUAGCAGAGACAAAGCCAGCGAAGUCUGAAAUCAUGGAAGACUACGUAAUGUACGACAAGUACAAGGAUUGCAUGAACGGAACAUUAGAAGAGAUUUUCUCUUUAUGUUCCUCUCAAGACAAUUCCAUUUCCCUUUCCAUGCAAGACUGAGUACACUAACAACACUUUUUUUUUUCCAUAUUUUGCACGGGAGAGACUCUUGCUUAGAUCUGGUUUAUCAUGAACUCAAGAUAUAGCAUGUAUAAUGAGACACAUAUAUCUCAUAAAUCUAGUUUUGAGUCUAUAAAAAAAACAAGUUUUAGGUGAGUUGGUCAGCUCUCAGCUCUCAUAAUUGAAUACAUUAAAUUAACUGGGAUUCAUUUUACACAUAGGUAGUAUUGUGUGGGGCUCAAUAACCAAAAUGAGUAGAAAAAAGGGUUUAUUUUGCCAAAGCAACAUAACUAUAUAUACUUAAUGUACUUCAAUGUAGA
This is a messenger RNA of Manihot esculenta (cassava), 1412 nucleotides long. Its product is annotated as NAC domain-containing protein 96. Lineage: Eukaryota; Viridiplantae; Streptophyta; Magnoliopsida; Malpighiales; Euphorbiaceae. The transcript is spliced from 4 exons. Gene Ontology annotation, biological process: regulation of DNA-templated transcription. Gene Ontology annotation, molecular function: DNA binding. The coding region runs from base 70 to 1092 and encodes 340 amino acids. The record is from RefSeq and is a predicted model, not a curated record.